Molecule: messenger RNA, 1188 nt
Organism: Ogataea philodendri
Lineage: Eukaryota; Fungi; Ascomycota; Pichiomycetes; Pichiales; Pichiaceae
Exons: 2
Coding region: 1-1188 (395 amino acids)
Source: RefSeq, a predicted model, not a curated record
AUGAUGUCGCAGGUUGUUUCACUGACGGGGGAAAAUUCGCCGCUCGAGAACUCGGUGGUGCGCCUGAACGACCAGCAGGUGGCUGCGCUGGUGGCGAGUGCGGGCCAGCUGAAAGUGGUGGUGCAGAACGGCGAGAUAGUGGGGAUCAAGUCGCCUGGCUUGCAGAUCGCUGUUGCUGGGCUCUCGGAAAAGGGCACCGAGCUGUUUGAAACAACGGCCAACGGCGCGGCAAAACACGUCGGCAAAGUGACCAAGCGAUUGACCCCGACAAAUAAACGAGCAGCGGCGAAAUCCAAAAACACAGAAACCGUCCAGACAAUACGCAAGUUCCAGGCAUUGUACAAGGAGUAUUACAGACUUACCCUUACCACCGGAAAUCAAAGCACCGGCGUGGCCCAUUCUUCUUCCUGGUGGAGCAGUGACACCGGCAAUGAAGGAGGCAACGGGCUUAGGCACGUCUCUGGUGAGGUUGUACUGCUUGAGGAAGUCGGCAGCCUCUUCCUCGGCCUCUCCUCCGAUUUCUCCAAUCAUAAUGAUACCCUCGGUGUGAGGGUCAUCCAAAAAGAGUGUCAGAGCAUCGAUGAAAUUGGUGCCCGGGCAUGGGUCUCCUCCCAUUCCGAUCACCAAAGACUGGCCAAGACCGACCUUUGUGGUCUGGUUGACGGCCUCGUAGGUCAAGGUACCCGAUCUGGACACAAUUCCCACUCUACCCUUCUUGUGGAUAUUCUGGGGCAUAAUGCCGAUUUUGCACUCCUCUGGAGCAAUGAUACCCGGACAGUUAGGUCCGACCAAUCUGGUCUUGGAUUGGGUUCUCAACAGCUGGGAAAUACGCAGCAUGUCGGAUUGAGGGAUUCCCUCGGUGAUGGCCACCACCAAUGGGAUCUCUGCCGCGACAGCUUCCUCAAUGGCACUGGCAGCAAUUGGCGGUGGAACAAAGAUUCCCGAGGCAGUGGCCCCGGUGUCCUUGAUAGCGUCCGCCACCGUGGCAAACACAGGCUUGUCCAAGUGGGUCUGGCCAGCCUUCUUUGGGUUCGUACCACCCACAAUCUGGGUACCGUAGGCCAGGGCCUGCUCAGCGUGGAAAGUGGCCUGUUUUCCAGUGAAACCUUGGAAGAUCACCUUGGUGUCUUUGUUGAUCUUCAGGUUCUUGAUGGUGUCCGAGUAGUUUCUGGCGGCUCUGGAGGUUGA